CGCGAACACUUUGAGGUUCGAUCAAACGAGCAUAGACCGUUGUUGUGACAAAACAAAUUGCGAUGUGAAAUUAUUGUCCUUUUUUAUUUAUUAUAAAGUAUUCUCAGAUUUAUAUAACGAAAUCAGAACAGAACCCAAAUAUGUCUUUGCUUCGUCUGUUCCGGUGCAAUGGCAACAGAAGUAUUAGAUCUAUUUGUACCGGGCAAAUCAUUCUAGGCUCCCGCUACAAUGAUAACAAACCUCCUACUCCGAUGAUUGAUUUGGAAGAUAAAUCAAUUCCGAUUCCCAUUUACAAAGAGAAGAAAAAUGAGCCGUUGCGCUUGCAGAAGUCAAGGUUGCUGUAUCAAUCAAGGAAGCGUGGAAUGCUGGAGAACGGUUUGCUGUUGAGUACGUUUGCCGCAAAAUACUUGGAAGCGAUGGAUGCUAAGCAAACCAAACUGUAUGAUCAGCUGAUCAACAUGCCUACGAACGAUUGGGAUAUAUUCUAUUGGGCAACCGGCGUUAAGCCAACUCCGGCCGAGUAUGACAACGAGAUUAUGGCUUUGCUGAAGGAACACGUUAAGAAUGCCGACCGUGAGAAAAGAAUUUGUCAGCCUAACUUGUAUUGAAUUAUGACAGUACUUUUAUUUAGUCGUUUUUAAGGAAUGUGAAUAAAAAUGUUGCUGUUUGAUUAGUAUAA
Molecule: messenger RNA, 679 nt
Organism: Armigeres subalbatus
Lineage: Eukaryota; Metazoa; Arthropoda; Insecta; Diptera; Culicidae
Product: succinate dehydrogenase assembly factor 2, mitochondrial-like
Exons: 3
Coding region: 141-608 (155 amino acids)
Biological process (GO): mitochondrial electron transport, succinate to ubiquinone; tricarboxylic acid cycle; protein-FAD linkage
Cellular component (GO): mitochondrion
Source: RefSeq, a predicted model, not a curated record